GGAGGACUACAUGGCUAAAAGUCCUCCUGCAUAUGGAUGGGGUUUCGGCAGUUGGCAGUGUACCACUAGCAACCAGCCGACGGCCGACCACUAGCCGGGCUGUCUGAGCUCGCCGAUGGAAGCGCGCGGGCUUCUCCUACUCCGAGCCUUCUCCUCCCUCCCGCUCCGCCUUCCUUGCCGUCGCAACCCCGUAUCCCCCCCAUCUUCCCCGCUCUUUAAACCCUUUUCCUCCUCUUCUUCCUCUCCUCGCUCGGCUUCUUCUCAGAGGACCUACAGAGGUCCGAAGCCGCGGCGGGAUUUGGUGCGGGAAUGGGUUUCCAGAAACGACGCGCUCGUGCGGAGCUCGCCCAUCUUCGUCGGCGGCGUUGCCUUGCUCGCCGUUCUUCUUAACCGCGCCUUCUCCGGAAUCGCUCCCGUUGCUGAUGCUUCAAGUUCACAGUCAAGAGCGGACAUACUAACUCUUGCUUUGGCUGUAACCGACAUUCUCACUGGUCUUGUAUGGUUGUCCAUUCGACCAAAAGUUGUUUCUCCAGUUGUUCCUCAAGGUGUUGAAUGUGAACGGAUAAAAUCUGGUAUUGCCAAUCGCGCAGUUCUUGAGUUGCUGUGGGCAUGGAAAUCUCUUUCAACAGCGACAUGUUGUAAAUCUUUUGUUGUCGUGCAUGGAGGUGACUGCCUUCUUCAAAUUGGCUUUGCAGCGGAGUCACUUAACAAAGAUGGGGAUGCAAUGAUUGUGGAUGUGCAUAAAUUGAUCGAAGGAUCACUCUAUAAAAGUGUCAUGAAAUCUGGAAAGCAAAGUUACUUGGCGAAUCUUUCCCUCUAUCCUGGAAGAUCUGAGCUUCCCUUCUUACCUACUAAUACGCAGGCUCUUAUCUUACAACCUCUUGGGGAUACAGGAAUUGCGAUUGUUGGUGGUGACACUAUUAGGGGCUUCACCAAUUUUGAUCAGGCAUGGAUUAAUCUAAUGGCAGAGAAGCUGGAUGCUACAUUGGCAAGCACUUAUUAGGAGCUUUCCACAGAAGUUUUUAUGUUUGUUCAUUUAUGGUUCGUUCAUUGUAAAGUUCAUUCGAAAUUGUGGUUGUUUGUACAUGUCCACCCUAACGAGUCAAUUUUGUAAACAACAAAAUUUUAUUUUAUCGAUAUGUACCUUGUGUGCACUGCUGAAAAAAGGCUAUAUUUGGACACGCUGUAAAAACUUAUUUUUUA
Messenger RNA from Ananas comosus (pineapple), 1203 nucleotides. Its product is annotated as protein COFACTOR ASSEMBLY OF COMPLEX C SUBUNIT B CCB4, chloroplastic. NCBI's taxonomy places the organism in Eukaryota, Viridiplantae, Streptophyta, Magnoliopsida, Poales, Bromeliaceae. Gene Ontology annotation, biological process: cytochrome b6f complex assembly. The coding region runs from base 116 to 1003 and encodes 295 amino acids. The record is from RefSeq and is a predicted model, not a curated record. Gene Ontology annotation, cellular component: chloroplast. The transcript has 8 exons.